UUUUUUUGGUGUCAUUAAUUUGUAAUUGUAGGCCAUAAUCUCCAGCUAACAAUCAACACUGUUCAACUUUCAGGGUUCCAGAAAAAACCAAACUUAUUAAACUACUAAUAAGACCAAUACCCAAUCCUAGAUUUGAUUUGUCCACCUUCAAACUUCUUACCUUCCCUUCUCUGAUACUUUGAAUGAUUGUUCAACUUCAAAAAUUAAAGUCCAAUAUUCAAUUUAUAGCCCAAUUCAAGGUUUGUUUCAUAGCUCAUCUGCAGCAGUUUUGAAGUUUGAUUUUUUCUAGAAAUCUUGUCUUUUCCUUUGUUUAUUUCAUAAGGAAAUUUCCAGAAAUUUGAAUACCCAAUUGUUGUAACACCAUAUAUGUUCAGUUCCAUUGUGUAAUUGAUCAGUGUAAUUAUCGAUUGAAGAUGAGUUUCCGACAUUGAGUAAAUGUCAGUUGCCUUGGUUUCAAAAACUAGUUGAUCAGUCGAUGAAGAUGUACUUUCAACAUUGAGCAAAUGUCACUUGCAUGUUGUCUGCCUAUAAUUGAAUGUGUAUACUGUUUAGCUUGUGCUAGAUGGGUCUGGAAGCGGUGUAUAUAUGCCGCAGGCCAUGAGAGUGAGGAUUGGGGCCUUGCUACUGCUGAGGAAUUUCAGCCUGUAUCUCGGCUUUGUCGAUAUAUUUUAGCUUUAUAUGAAGAUGAUCUUCGAAAUCCCGUCUGGGCACCCCCAGGUGGAUAUAGAAUGGACCCUGAUUUGGUUGUCCUGAGAAAAGAUUAUGAUGAUACCGGGGGUCGGGUGACUCCUUACAUAGUAUAUCUUGAUCAUGAGAAUGCAGAUGUAGUGCUGGUUGUUAGGGGGCUAACUAUGGGGAGGGAGAGUGAUCGUGCCAUUCUAUUCGAUAAUAAACUAGGGAGGGCACCGUUUGACGGCGGGUAUGUUCAUAAUGGCCUUUUAAAGGCUGCUCAGUGGGUUUUUGAUGAGGAGCAUGAGGUGUUGAGGGAUUUGCUUGAGAAGAAUCCUACAUAUACGUUGACGUUUGCUGGUCAUUCAUUGGGUGCUGGAGUAGUCUCUUUGUUGGCACUUGUGGCUGUCCAAAAUCUGGAUAUGUUGGGGAACAUUGAGAGGAAGAGGAUUAGAUGUUAUGCAAUGGCUCCUCCAAGAUGCAUGUCCUUGAAUUUGGCUGUCCGGUAUGCAGAUGUUGUCAAUUCUGUCGUGCUUCAGGACGAUUUCUUACCCCGGACAACUGCUGAUUUAGACGAUGUUUUCAAAUCACUAAUCUGUUUGCCGUGCUUAUUGUGUGUUAUGUGUUUAAAAGACACAUGCAUGAUGGAGGAGAAGAUGAUAACAGAUCCAAGGAGACUGUAUGCACCAGGUCGCGUUUAUCACAUCGUGGAGAGAAAGCCCUUUAGAUUUCAAAGAUUUCCUCCAGUAGUGAGAACAGCAGUUCCUGUUGAUGGAAGAUUUGAGCACAUCAUUUUAUCCUGUAAUGCAAUUUCAGACCAUGGAAUCAUUUGGAUUGAAAGAGAAUCCCAAAUUGCUCUUGAUUUGAUGAUGGAAAAUGAUCAUGUCAUGGAGAUUCCACCGAACCAAAGGAUGGAACGACAAGAGAAACUCGCAAGAGAACAUAUACUGGAGUAUAGACAAGCCCUUGAAAGGGCUGUCGCCUUGGAUGUUCCUCACUCCUUCCCACCUUCGCCUUACGGAACCUUCAAUAAUCAUCCUGAGUCGGGGGAAGGAUCGGAUAAAUUAAGUGUAGAAGGAUCAUCGUCAUCAUCCAAGAAGAGGAGAGAGAGCUGGGGUGAUUUCAUUGGUCGACUUUUUGACAAAGAUGAGUCAGGCCAUAUGGUACUUAAAUAGUACAGUAUGUUAUACAAUGCAAAUUGCAGAAACCACAAUUGAAUAUUGCUUGGCUAUCAGUCUGUCACAUUCUUUUAUUAUUCAUAGCUCAUUACAUUGUACAUCAGAACAUUUCCUUCAAUAUUAGUAAAAGGGAUCAUUCUUUUAUCUGUUUAAAA
Molecule: messenger RNA, 2002 nt
Organism: Chenopodium quinoa (quinoa)
Lineage: Eukaryota; Viridiplantae; Streptophyta; Magnoliopsida; Caryophyllales; Amaranthaceae
Exons: 6
Coding region: 504-1844 (446 amino acids)
Biological process (GO): lipid catabolic process
Source: RefSeq, a predicted model, not a curated record